Clonostachys rhizophaga is the source of this 537-nucleotide messenger RNA. NCBI's taxonomy places the organism in Eukaryota, Fungi, Ascomycota, Sordariomycetes, Hypocreales, Bionectriaceae. The record is from the annotation of a GenBank genome assembly.
AUGGCUCAAAAACCUGCCUUCGACCCUUUCGAUGAAACAGAAGAGGCUUUAGAGGCUCACAGAGACUAUGUUGUUGAAAUCCACCAAAUCACCCUCCUUAGUGAGAGAGGAACGAUGCGAUACGCUUUCAUGACUUUCGAUGAGACCGCUCGGAACGGAGACACAGGUCUAGUGUUGCACAGAAAGCUCGUAACCGGCCAUCAUGGAAUUUCAUACCAUGUUAGUAGCAGUACCUUCUACAUGGGCAGCAGGGAGAGUGUGAAUUUUGUGAUUCAGGAGGGGUUCCAAGUCGGAGACAGAGGACCAGACCCAUUUCAUUGCAGAAGUACCCCAAAGCCCUCGGAUGCGACUUUGGUCGCUAAGUUUCACGCAAGCCACGAAUCACAACUGUUCUCGAGCGUGAAAUAUUCCAGCGAAUAUGAGGGAAACUUGAUGUUGGAUGAUGCUGAAUGGGCGGAUGGGACUUCUCUGGGUCCUUAUCAGGCUCCUGACGAAGAUGAGCCAGUACUUCUUGGACUGGUCUCAGAACUGAUGUAG